Messenger RNA from Cyprinodon tularosa, 1013 nucleotides. RefSeq names its product transmembrane and coiled-coil domains 1 (gene tmco1). Gene Ontology annotation, molecular function: calcium channel activity. The coding region runs from base 137 to 703 and encodes 188 amino acids. Gene Ontology annotation, biological process: endoplasmic reticulum calcium ion homeostasis. Gene Ontology annotation, cellular component: cytoplasm; endoplasmic reticulum; endoplasmic reticulum membrane. The transcript has 7 exons. The record is from RefSeq and is a predicted model, not a curated record. Lineage: Eukaryota; Metazoa; Chordata; Actinopteri; Cyprinodontiformes; Cyprinodontidae.
AAGUGUUUCUCUGCCGUUUGACCCCUCCUAAUGCUGACAGAGCUGUAUGAAGUUCGGGCAGAGAAGGAGCAGCUCGGGGUUAAACUUGUUACUGAAGCUUUCUCUUUAGCAGCGGCUCGGCCAGGACAGCCCCGCCAUGAGCACCAUGUUUGCAGACACCAUUCUGAUCGUUUUCAUCUCUGUCUGCACGGCGCUGUUAGCAGAAGGGAUCACCUGGGUUUUAGUCUAUCGAACUGAAAAGUACAAGAGGCUAAAAGCUGAGGUGGAAAAGCAAAGCAAAAAGCUUGAAAAGAAGAAAGAAACCAUCACUGAAUCUGCAGGACGACAGCAGAAGAAGAAGAUCGAAAGACAAGAAGAGAAGCUGAAGAACAACAACAGAGACCUGUCCAUGGUCCGCAUGAAGUCCAUGUUUGCUAUUGGCUUCUGCUUCACAGCUUUGAUGGGCAUGUUCAACUCCAUUUUCGAUGGCAGGGUUGUGGCCAAGCUGCCGUUUGUGCCGGUCUCUUACAUUCAAGGCCUGUCGCACCGCAACCUGCUGGGUGACGACUUCACCGACUGCUCCUUCAUCUUCCUCUACAUCCUGUGCACCAUGUCCAUCAGACAGAACAUUCAGAAGAUGCUCGGACUCGCUCCCUCCAGAGCUGCCACCAAACAGGCGGGCGGCUUCCUGGGACCUCCUGCCCAGGCGGCAAAGUUUUCCUAAUCAGCCGGUGACGAUGGCGCCCUCCACAGAGCAUAGAUGGAACCGUUUCAGCUGGAACUAAUGUCUUACAUGUUGCAGCUACCAUGUUGUUUGGUUUCUUUGUUGUUUGUUGUUAUAUUUAACUUAAAGGUGAGGAGGGAUAAAAAGAGUUAGUUCCUUAAAUUCUGUUCACACAGUUUAGCUCGUAUUGAUUUUAAUGGUAUUUUGGCACAAUAAGGUCUGAAGCCCUUUCAGUAUUAUUGGAUGUCAUCAUCUCUGUUUUGAAUAACUAACAUAUUAAUAAAAUUUUUAUGAUUAUAUCUCAGUACCA